This is a messenger RNA of Arachis ipaensis, 3207 nucleotides long. Its product is annotated as putative disease resistance protein At3g14460. The record is from RefSeq and is a predicted model, not a curated record. Lineage: Eukaryota; Viridiplantae; Streptophyta; Magnoliopsida; Fabales; Fabaceae.
UUUGAAACGCUGCUUUGUUUAUUGUUCGUUGUAUCCCAAAGAUUAUCAAUUUGAUAAAGAUGAAUUAAUCUUGCUAUGGAUGGCUGAAAAUCUUUUGCGACCUCCAAAGAGGGGAGAGACUUUAGAAGAAGUUGGUCGAGAGUGUUUUGAUGAUUUGGUUUCAAGACUAUUUUUCAAGCAGGGCGAGGACUAUUUAAGGAAGUAUUUUGUGAUGCAUGAUCUCAUGCAUGACUUAGCAACUUCUCUUGCUGGAAAUCUUUAUUGUAAAUUCUCAGAAGAACUUGGUGAAAAGGAAGAGAUGAGUAUUCUAACUCGUCAUUUGUCAUAUGGUGAUUCAAUCCCUGAGAAAAUAUGCUCCUCUAAUAAAAUAGAAUCUUUGAGGACAUUGUUGUGUCGCAAACAUGGAGCUCAUGCCAGGAAAGGAUGCGCAAUGUUACCAGGUGACAUAUUGUCAAAGAAUAAAUAUUUGAGAGUUUUGUCCUUUGGUAGACUCAAUAUAUUUCCUGAUUCACUAGCUAAAUUGAUCCAAUUGCGCUAUUUGGAUCUCUCUUGGAGUGAUAUUGUGGUAUUGCCCGAGUCAUUGUGCAAGUUGUGUAAUUUACAAACAUUAAAGCUAGAAUAUUGUUUUAAACUGACUAUGCUGCCCAAUGGCAUGUAUAAUCUGGUGAAUUUGCGGCAUCUUGAUAUAAGGGGUACUCCUCUGAAAGAAAUGCCAAAAGGAAUGGGCAAAUUAAAACAGUUGCGCAUUUUAAGCAAGUUUGUGGUGGGAAAGCAAGAAGACAAUGGAAUGGAAGAGUUAGGAGGGCUUUUAAAUCUUCAUGGAUCACUUGAGAUUGAGAAAUUGGAGAAUGUGGUUGAUGGCAAUGAGGCAAGGAGUGCAAGGAUAAUAGAUAAGAAGCAGAUUGAGGAGUUAUUGUUGAAAUGGUCUCUGUCUUCAGGUGAUGAUAUGGUUUCAAAAACACAUACUGAUGAACAAGAUAUACUCCACGGCUUGCAACCACACACAGGCUUGAAAAAGUUGACUGUUGAUGUAUACAGAGGUAAAAUAUUUCCAGACUGGAUUGGGCAUUCCUUGUACCAAAACAUGACAAGUGUAUCUCUAGAAUGUUGCUGGAAUUGCUGCGUGGUGCCUUCACUUGGACAGCUGCCAUCUCUAAAGUCCCUCCGCAUUGAAAGGUUUGAUGAGCUGAAGAGCAUUGGCAAGGAGUUUUACAAGAAUGAAGGCCAUCAACAUUCUUCGCCUAUUGCACCGUUUCCCUCACUGGAGUCAUUGGAAUUUGAUAGGAUGUCAUGCUGGGAGGAGUGGCACUUACCUGACUCAGAAGCCUUUCCUCAGCUUAAGAGUCUUCAAAUAAGAGGGUGUCGAAUGUUAAAGGGAGAUAUGGUUAAUCAGGUAUUAAUGAGAAUCGUUUCUUCCUCAUCGGAUGUUUCCAAAGUGCGCCAACUGAAAAUACAAGAUGAUGAACGAUGGCAUAAAAAGAUGAGACUUGAUGGGGAUAGUUUAUCAAUUAGGGGAUUUGAAUCUGUGGCGGAGUGUGCAUUUAAGGCAAGGAUCAUCCACCAUCUAACUUCCCUCCAAGAAAUAUAUAUCUCAUGGUCUGAGUCUGUUGUAUCCUUGGGGGGCAAUUGUUUACCCAAAUCUUUGCAAAAACUCACAAUCUUUCAUUGCCACCACAUUGAAUUACUCCAGCAACAACACAAGUAUGGUUUGGUAGAUCUACAAAUAUAUGAAAGCUGUGAUUCACUGACCUCAUUGUCGUUGGAUGCCUUUCCCAAUCUCAAGAAUCUGGAGAUAAAAGACUGUUCAAAUCUGGAAUCAGUUUCAAUGUCAGAGCCACCACACGCUUCUCUUCAACGUCUCACCAUCUUUAACUGCCCUCAAUUAGUGUCAUUUCCCCAAGAAGGACUGGCUACACCCAACUUGACUCAUCUCGAUGUUAGCAGGUGCUUGAAGUUGGAGGCAUUGCCACGUGGCAUGAAUACUCUUCUCCCAAAUUUAGAGUCUCUCGACAUACAAGGUUGCCCAAACAUUUGUAGGUGGCCAGAGGGUGGUUUGCUGGCUAACCUGAAAGAGCUUAGGAUAGGAGAUUGCGAGGAACAAGUGAGGGGUCUAUCAUGGUUGGGCAACUUGGACAACCUCACUCAUCUCACCAUUUCUGGUGUUGGGUGUAAGAGCAUAAAGUCAUACCCAGAGGUGGGUUCGCUGCCUCACCUUCCCUCCCUUACCACUCUUGAGAUAUGCUGGUUCAAGAAUCUGGAGACAUUGGAGUGCAACGAGCUUCUCCGCCUCACCUCCCUUCAGCAAUUGCACAUUUCAAGCUGUUGGAAGCUGGAGAAUAUGGCAGGAGAAAAGCUGCCUCCCUCUCUCUUGCUACUUCGAAUUCGAUGUUGUUCUUUGCUAGAAGAACACUGCAAGAACAAGCAUCAACUAAUCUGGCCCAAAAUUUCCCACAUCCCCACCAUUAAAUUCGUAGAUUUCUGAGCAGGUGGCUUGUGUACAUAUCAAGAUGUAAUCCUAUACAUUGGCUAUAUAUCUUCAUUUAAUUCUAAGAUCAUUGGAGGUGGUAAUUAAGCUGGAUUAAGGUGUUGGGAACCAGAUACUGUGUUUUCUGAUUUUGGCUUUAUGUUAUUGAAAAGCAAGGACAUGAUGGAGAAAGUUAGAGUAGUGGCACUUAUGAUUGAAAAGCUUUUGUUGUUGUAGGUAUAUUUUUCUAUUCCUCGCUAUAAUUUUAUUUUUGCUAUUUUCCACAGAGAAAAAGUAAAUGAUAGCUUAAUUUGUGGAAAGAAUUCACAGAAUUGUUGUGUUGCAAGAUUCUUGUAGGACAGUAAAAGGAAUCAGCAUGCAUGAGAUUCGUACUCUAAUGUUACUUCUUCAUCAAGCAAUCCCACUGAAAUCUUCAAGCUUUUUUCCCAUCAUCCUUCACAAAUUCAGUUGUAUCUUCAUCCUGCACUUCCACUGAAAUCUCUUUUAGUGCAUAGAUGCACGAUGAAUCUUGUUUUGCUUUCUCAUUUUGUUCUUCAUUCUUGGAACCACGGUCAGCGCCAUCCUUGGCUAUAACUCUCUCAGGAAAUUUUUCAUUUUUUUGGUUCAAAUUUAUAUGUAUUGGUGUUUGGUUGUUUUAACUUAGUGUAAGCAUGAUUUAUACACUUAUUUGAGAUUCUCUUGUAUCCUUAUUUGAUUAUAGUGGUACUUUUUUUUUGUCUGAA